AUGGCCCACAACCAGCCAUACCGCCCACAGGGCCAACAAAGCCACGGUCUCCCAGCUCGCCCCGCCUUCGCCCCUUCCAACGCCGGUCCUUCAACCCAGAACGUUUACCCCCAAGCACACCCAUACAUGGCCUACCCCCAACAAGGCUUCUACCAAUCCCAAGCCCAAGCAGCAUACGGCGGAUACCAAGCAAACAUGUCGGGCGGCUACCCGGCCGGCGGGUUCUACCCCAUGUAUAACCCCUUGUUUCAGCAGAUGCCAAUGCAGCCUGUCGCGAAUGCCGAGGGGUAUUCUUACUCUAGCGCUUACUUGGGUAGCCAGACUUCUGCACCCAGCGAUACCUCUGCCGCUGUAGAUCCCCCAGCGAAGAAGCAGAGGACGAAUUACCCCCAGGCGAGCACUGGGCAGAGCACGAAAGCGUGGAGGAAUUGCUCGCAAGCGGGAUGCAAAUUUGUGGGUCCCGGGGACCAGGUGGAGAUACAUGAGGAAGACCGGCACUUGAUCUAUGUACCUGGAAAGAAGGUCGUGAGGAGUGAAGAAGAGGAGAGGUUUGCGAGGCAGAAAGGACCUUUACCUCCUAUACAAGGCACUUCCAUAACACUGAAUACGCCUGAAGAUAUCGAAAAGUGGAUUGCAGAACGUAAAGCUCGUUGGCCCACAGCUAAGCGGCUGCAGGAAAAGGAGGAAGAGCACAAGUCUGCUGUAGAACGGGGCGAGAUACCUCAAAAUGGCAGAGGAAAGGGCCGAAAGCUAGCCCCGGCCGUGAUGGCGGAAGAAUGGGGCAGAGAAGCCAGACCCAUGGAGAACGCGGGCGUCAGUAGAGAGCGAGACGGCAUGAGGGGGCGUGGGAGGGGCAGGGGAGGUGCGCGAGGCAGCGGAGGACGUUUCGGUGGAGAUGAGAGGCCAGAUGUGCCGGGGGGUCAGCGGCAGCAGAGAGAAAUUAUUCCCACGACUAGCGAAGUGGCCGACGCUGCGAAGUUACCAGCGCUGGGAGGAUACGACUCUGCCGCCGAGGGUAGCUCUAGCUCCAGCUCCAGCUCCUCUUCUUCCUCAGACUCUUCUUCCGACUCUGAUUCAUCCGACUCCGAGUCUGAAGCCGAGAACGACGACAAAAAGUCCUCUCCUGCCAAAGCUCCAGCAGGACCGACCAAGCCGAUCUGCAAGUUCUUUGCCAAAGCUGGCCGAUGCAAGUUUAACGACAAGUGUCGUUUUGCCCAUGUUGCUUCGGAAGGCUCUUCUGCCCCUCGAGCUGCACCCUCGCAAAAACCCGAGCUUGACAAGAAGCAAGCCAAGCAGCCGUUGCAGAAGCGAUCAAACCCCUUUGAUAGGCCUAGUAUACUCGGUGCUCUGUUGGCAAACCCUAUUCAGAACACCGUGUCUCAACUAUCACAAACGAUACGUUUUCUCGUUGCCAACGACAUGCUACGAAACGUCGAGCUUCAUCCUGGACAGGCAGAGGAUGAAGAGCGGGAGAGGAAUAAGGUGACUGUGGUGGGAGAAGGGGAACAGGAAUCAGACGCGAAGCUUGAAGAGCACAUCAAUGAGAAGGUUGCAAGAAAGGAUGAGAAGCCUGAGAAGAGUGUCGAGGACGAGAGGCUUGAUGGACAGGCGGUGGAAAGUGGGGUAGAGAAGGAUCUCGAGUAA
Cryptococcus wingfieldii CBS 7118 is the source of this 1644-nucleotide messenger RNA. RefSeq lists its product as hypothetical. Gene Ontology annotation, biological process: box C/D snoRNP assembly. The transcript has 4 exons. Gene Ontology annotation, cellular component: nucleus. NCBI's taxonomy places the organism in Eukaryota, Fungi, Basidiomycota, Tremellomycetes, Tremellales, Cryptococcaceae. The coding region runs from base 1 to 1644 and encodes 547 amino acids. The record is from RefSeq and is a predicted model, not a curated record. Gene Ontology annotation, molecular function: RNA binding; metal ion binding.